This is a messenger RNA of Symbiodinium pilosum, 1182 nucleotides long. The record is from the annotation of a GenBank genome assembly. NCBI's taxonomy places the organism in Eukaryota, Dinophyceae, Suessiales, Symbiodiniaceae.
AUGCGGACGAUUCGCAUCCUGAGGAUUGUGAAAGCAGGAAAGAUCAACGUUCUGUGGGAAAACCUUGUCAUAUCGAUGGGACGGCAGUGGUUGAUCCUAUCCUUCACCGUGGGGAAGAUGCUCCUGGUGAUCGGCUGUGUUGCACACAUCCUGGCCUGCAUUUGGUAUGCGCUUGGUGACACGGUGUCCGGUGCAACCGACAAAAGCAGCUGGCUGGAAAUUGCCGGCGUCCGGCAAUCACCUUUCCCGACCCAGUACAUCCAUUCCUUAUCCUGGAUUCUGUUAACACCUUCUCCACCGCCCUUGACGCCUGACAGCAGUGUUGAGCACACAGCGGUUCUGGCGCUCUUUGUCACCACCGUAUUGGUCAUUGGCUCAGCACUUUCUGUGCUUACUGGCACAUUGAAUGAAAUUCGCCAGGUGAACAGUGAGCGCAGCAAGAAGUGCCGUGAGUUGCGCAUUUUCCUGCAGAACCGAGCCGUGCCGACCGAAUUGAUGAUGAGAGUCAUGAGCUAUGCCGACUACAAGAUGACAAGGCAUUCACCCAUUGCCUAUGAUACCACUUUGAUUUCACCUAUGCUGGAAGCAGAACUGGCUACGUCCCAGUUUGGUGCUGUUCUGAGCAGCCAUCCAUUGCUCGAUUUCAUGUCUUCAAUGUACCCAUUGGUCUUUGCAGAGUGUUGCCGUGGGCUGAAGAAACACUUUUUUUGCGAGGGGGAGGCCGUCUUCAGUGAGGGGUCGUUGGCAGAGAACAUGUAUAUGAGCAGCCACGGCAAAUUUAAGAUCAUUGCCGAGUCCUUUGUCGAUGAUGAGGUGUCCUUUGAAGAUGACAACCAAUACUUCGCAGAAAUCUCACUCUACGUGGAGGCUGUCAUGCAUGGGUACAGUCUGCACACCGAAUCUUUUUCAGAAGUCUUUUCACUAACGCCAGCAGACUUUGCCAGCGUGCUCGUCCAUUCGCCCGUGUGCGCGACUAUGGUCAUUGAGUAUGCUAACGAGUAUAUCAUCCGAUAUUCUGCCGUGCCAGCAACUUCUCAUUCCAAUAUUUGGCACACGAUAGAGCGAGAGCAGGAUUGUGCCAAAGCAGCUUGCGAAAGCAAUUCAUUCUACUUGGAGGCUUGGAUCUGUCGUAUCUCCAACACCCUGAACUUAAAACAAUUACCAGCAAAACGCAGCUGCUGA